Melospiza georgiana is the source of this 2065-nucleotide messenger RNA. RefSeq names its product rho-related BTB domain-containing protein 2-like. Gene Ontology annotation, molecular function: GTP binding; protein binding; GTPase activity. Gene Ontology annotation, biological process: small GTPase-mediated signal transduction. The transcript has 9 exons. NCBI's taxonomy places the organism in Eukaryota, Metazoa, Chordata, Aves, Passeriformes, Passerellidae. The record is from RefSeq and is a predicted model, not a curated record. The coding region runs from base 48 to 1961 and encodes 637 amino acids.
GGGCGCUGAGCGGGGCCGCUCCGCUGCCCGGGGCCCCCCGCGCCCCCAUGGACCCCGACGUGGAUUACGAGCGGCCCAACGUCGAGACCAUCAAGUGCGUCGUGGUUGGCGACAACGCCGUGGGCAAGACGCGGCUGAUCUGCGCCCGCGCCUGCAACGCCACGCUGAGCCAGUACCGGCUGCUGGCCACACACGUGCCCACCGUGUGGGCCAUCGACCAGUACCGCGUCUGCCAGGAGGUGCUGGAGCGCUCCCGGGAUGUGGUGGACGAGGUCAGCGUCUCCCUGCGCCUCUGGGACACCUUUGGGGACCACCAUAAGGACCGGCGCUUCGCCUAUGGCAGGUCGGACGUGGUGGUGCUCUGCUUCUCGCUGGCGAACCCCAACUCGCUGCGGCACGUGAAGAGCAUGUGGUACCCCGAGAUCAAGCACUUCUGCCCGCGCACCCCCAUCGUGCUGGUGGGCUGCCAGCUGGACCUGCGCUACGCCGACCUGGACGCCGUCAACCGCGCGCGCCGGCCGCUGGCCAAGCCCAUCAAGCCCUCGGACAUCCUGCCACCGGAGCGGGGCCACGAGGUGGCCCAGGAGCUGGGGGUGCCCUACUACGAGACCAGCGUGGUGGCCCAGUUCGGCGUCAAGGACGUGUUCGACAACGCCAUCCGCGCCGCGCUCGUGUCCCGCCGCCACCUGCAGUUCUGGAAGUCCCACCUGCGCAAGAUGCAGCGGCCGCUGCUGCAGGCGCCCUUCCUGCCCCCCAAGCCCCCCCCGCCCCUCAUCCAGGUGCCCGACGCCCCCCCGGGGCUGGGGGGGGGCCCGGCCGCGCUGUUCCAGGCCCCGCUCUGCGCCGACGUCGUCUUCCAGCUGCAGGGCGGCCACCGCGUCUUCGCCCACCGCGUCUACCUGGCCACCGCCUGCUCCCGCUUCUACGACCUCUUCACGCUGGAGGAGCCGCCCGGCCAGGGGGACGGGGACGGCCGUGACCUGUCCUCGUGGGGCCGCGGCUUCCUGAGCCUGCGCUGGGAGGCGGUGGCCGACCCGGUGGCGGGGCGGGAGCGGCGCAUGGCGGUGGUGGCAAUGGACCGGGGCGUGCGGCCGGAGCCGCUGCGCGCCGUGCUGGAGUACCUGUACACGGGCGAGCUGGAGAGGCCCCACGGGGACCUGAGGCAGGUGGGGGCCGUGGCUGAGCUGCUGGAGGUGUUCGACCUGCGCAUGAUGGUGGCCAACGAGCUCAACCAGGAGAGCUUCAUGAACCAGGAGAUCACCAAGGCCUUCCACGUGCGCCGCGCCAACCGCGUCAAGGAGUGCCUGGCCAAGGGGGUCUUUGCAGACGUGGUGUUCCUGGUGGAUGACGGCGCGGUGCCGGCGCACAAGCCACUGCUCAUCGCCGGCUGUGACUGGAUGAGGGCCAUGUUCCGGGGGGGCUUCCGCGAGAGCUACGCCAGCGAGGUGUCCCUGCCUGGCACCAACUGCGCCUGCCUCCGCGCCGUCCUCGACUUCCUCUACACCGGGGUCUUCACCCCCACGCCCGACCUGGACGCCAUGGAGCUGCUGAUCCUCACGGACCGGCUGUGCCUGCCGCGGCUGCAGGCGCUCACCGAGCAAUACGCCGUGGAUGAGCUGCUGCGAGCCUUCAUGCAGCGCGUGGAGAUCGACGAGCAGGUCAUCAUCUACCUGGAGAUGACGCAGUUCCACAACGCCCGGCAGCUGGCGGCGUGGUGCCUGCACUACAUCUGCACCAACUACAACCGCGUGUGCCGCCGCUUCCCCCGCGAGAUGAAGUUCAUGUCCCCAGAGAACCAGGCUCACUUCGAGCGGCACCGCUGGCCGCCGGUGUGGUACCUGAAGGAGGAGGAUCUGUACCUGCGCUCCAAGAAGGAGCGGGAGCGCGAGGAGCAGCUGCAGCGCAAGCAGCACCCCCGCAGCAAGUGGUGCUUCUGGAGACCCUCACCGCCCGUGUCCUGAGCGGGGGGGCUCGGGGAGGGCACCCCCGUGUGGGGCUGGGGGGCUCGGCAGGGCUGGCAGCCCCUGGGCUGAGCAGGGGGUUCAGCCCCGGGCUCCCCGUGCAG